Messenger RNA from Coregonus clupeaformis (lake whitefish), 528 nucleotides. RefSeq names its product charged multivesicular body protein 5-like. The record is from RefSeq and is a predicted model, not a curated record. The transcript is spliced from 6 exons. Gene Ontology annotation, biological process: vesicle budding from membrane; late endosome to vacuole transport via multivesicular body sorting pathway. NCBI's taxonomy places the organism in Eukaryota, Metazoa, Chordata, Actinopteri, Salmoniformes, Salmonidae. Bases 1 to 528 code for a protein of 175 amino acids. Gene Ontology annotation, cellular component: multivesicular body.
AUGAACCGAAUAUUUGGUCGGGGAAAACCCAAAGCACCUCCUCCUAAUCUAUCGGAUUGCAUAGGAAAUGUAAGUCUUGUCUGGUGGUAUGAGGGCCAGAGAGACCAGCUGGCUCAGCAGUCCUUCAACAUGGAACAGGCCAACUACACUAUACAGUCCCUCAAGGACACCAAAACUACAGUGGAGGCUAUGAAGAUUGGAGCUAGAGAGAUGAAGAGGGCUUACAAGGACGUGAAGAUCGAUCAGAUUGAAGACCUACAGGAUCAGCUGGAGGAUAUGAUGGAGGACGCCAACGAGGUGCAGGAGUCUCUGAGUCGGAGCUACGGAACUCCUGAGAUAGACGAGGACGACCUGGAAGCAGAGCUGGAUGCCCUUGGGGAUGAGUUGUUACUGGAUGAUGACAGUUCCUACCUGGAUGAGGCUUCCUCUGCCCCCUCCAUCCCAGAGGGCAGACCCAACAACAGUAAAACCAACAAGGACGGUGUUCUGGUGGAUGAGUUUGGUCUGCCACAGAUCCCUGCUACAUAA